AUGGAAAAUGCAUAUCAUGCUGUUUUAUUCACUUUCCUGUCGGCAAAUUUACCAGCAAGGAAACUUGGUGUUGAUAUUUCAAACCCUGCAGAAUGGUUUCCUCAAGCUCGUAAAUUGAGAAGAAAAUUAAUACUUCAUGUUGGUCCAACAAACUCUGGGAAAACAUAUCAUGCUUUGAAAAGAUUAAAAGAAUCUAAUAAUGGUUAUUAUGCGGGACCUUUAAGAUUAUUGGCUAGAGAAAUUUAUGAAAGAUUUAAAGCAGAGGGGACCCGUUGUAAUUUAGUCACUGGGGAAGAAGUUAUCCAGGAUUUAGAUGAGUAUGGUAUGGAAGCUCCAUUAUCAAGUGGUACAGUGGAGAUGGUUAGCACAGCAAGAAACUAUGAAGUUGUUGUAUUGGAUGAGAUUCAAAUGCUUGGUGAUAGAGGUAGAGGUUGGGCUUGGACAAAUGCUCUUCUUGGUGUUCAUGCUAAAGAAGUUCAUUUAUGUGGUGAAGAAAGUGUUAUACCAUUGAUUAAGAAAAUCGCUAGUAUUACAGGUGACGAAGUUUUCGUUAACAAAUAUGAGAGAUUAGGUAAAUUAUCAGUUGAAGAAGGUACCAUUAGAGGAUUGGAAGGAUUGAAAAAGGGUGAUUGUAUUGUUGCUUUCAGUAAGAAAAGAAUAUGGGCAUAUAAAGAACAAAUCCAAACAAAAACUAAGCUGAAAUGUGGUGUUAUCUAUGGUGCAUUACCUGCUGAAGUUAGAAGUACAGAAGCUGCUAAAUUCAACAGAGGUGAAUAUGAUGUUUUGGUCGCCUCUGAUGCUAUUGGGAUGGGGUUGAACCUAAGUAUUAAUCGUGUUAUUUUUGACAACCAUUCAAAAUUCAAUGGUGUGAGACUAGAAGAUUUAGAAAGUCCUCAUGUUAAACAAAUUGGAGGUAGGGCUGGUCGUUUCAAACAAGCUAAAAAAUCAACUUCAGUGGGUCUUGUUGGUGCUUUCUUUAAAGAAACACUAGAACAUAUCCGUGAAAACAUUUCAAAACCAACAAUUUUCCUAGAUAAGGCAAUUAUUUGGCCAAGUGAUGAGAUUUGGACACAUUAUACUAGUGAAUUUCCAGCAGGUACUCCAUUCACCACUGUUAUUCAAGCCUUUGAAAAAGAAGUUAAAGAUGUUCCGUUAUAUGCUAUUGCUGAUACAAGAGAUAGAAUAUCAAUGGGUGAAGUUUUCACAAAAAUUCCAAACCUGUUGAUUGAUGAUCAAUUGCGUAUUGGUACAGCACCAUUAGGUGUGUAUGUGCCAUUAUUUGCAGAUGUUAUUUAUGCAUACUCUGAAACAAUUGCAAAAGGUUACACUAAGUCAUUAUUAGAUUAUGAUAAUAUUUUACCUUUUAGAUGCUUAAAGCCAGAAGAAGUUAGUGAUGAAAAAUUGGGUCAAUUUGAAGAGCUCCAUAAAUAUGUGUUGUUGUUUUUAUGGAUGAAUAAUAGAUACCCAUCCUUUUUUGUUGAUAGAGAAUGUGCUGUUGAAAUCAAAGAUUUAUUGGAAGCAAAGAUUGAAAAGAUUUUGAAACAAGUCAAAUAUCAUGGUAUUGGUCGUCAUCCAAAGAAGAGUAAAAAGAGGUUUAGAUCUAAUGAUGGUGCUGUUAGUGCCAAAAGAGAAGAACGUUUGACAUGA
Molecule: messenger RNA, 1647 nt
Organism: Hansenula anomala
Lineage: Eukaryota; Fungi; Ascomycota; Saccharomycetes; Phaffomycetales; Wickerhamomycetaceae
Gene: SUV3
Product: ATP-dependent RNA helicase SUV3
Exons: 2
Coding region: 1-1647 (548 amino acids)
Biological process (GO): RNA catabolic process; mitochondrial RNA 3'-end processing
Cellular component (GO): mitochondrial degradosome
Molecular function (GO): nucleic acid binding; hydrolase activity, acting on acid anhydrides; ATP binding
Source: RefSeq, a predicted model, not a curated record